Messenger RNA from Centropristis striata (black sea bass), 1159 nucleotides. RefSeq names its product transmembrane protein 163a. Gene Ontology annotation, molecular function: zinc ion binding. The record is from RefSeq and is a predicted model, not a curated record. Bases 253 to 1125 code for a protein of 290 amino acids. The transcript has 9 exons. NCBI's taxonomy places the organism in Eukaryota, Metazoa, Chordata, Actinopteri, Perciformes, Serranidae. Gene Ontology annotation, cellular component: synaptic vesicle membrane.
GUGAAUAUGUUUUUGUUUUUUUUUUCAGACUAGGAGCAUCAGGUGGCAAAAGGGGCGUUUGUUUUGAAGCUCCCGUCUCCUAGUUUCCGGUUUAGUUUCACCUCACACUGUGUAAUUUGGCGCAACUGGACCUGCAGCCGUGCACGGAGCUCUCCUCCCUCUCCUCUCCGUCUCUGACUGGCUCAGAUUCGCACUUCUCGCCCAGGUGAGACAUUUUUCCGGAGCGCCUCAUCUGUGGAACCUGCUGAGACCAUGACGGACUCCACCGCGCCAGACUCCACCGCCGUCCCGGACCCGGUUGUAGUGGACCCCACGGUGGAGAACGGGCAGUGCGAGCAGGCGGACCCCCAACACCAGCAGCAGCAGCAGCAGCAGGAGCAGCCCGGCACGGAAAGUCAGCCAGAGCGUUUAAAGAUGGAUCAGGAGAUGAAGAUAACAGACAGCAUAGAGGACGGAGGUCUUCUGGAGAGCAGCAUGCGUCUGAAACCUCAUGAAGCUCAGAGUUACCGCAAGAAAGCUCUGUGGGUGUCCUGGGUGUCCAUCGUGAUCACCAUCAUCCUGGCCAUCACCGCCUUCACUGUGUCCGUGAUGCGCCACAGCGCUUCAGCUUUUGGAUUUGCUUUUGAUGCCACGCUGGACGUGUUGUCCUCCGUCAUUGUGCUGUGGAGGUACAGCAACGCUGCAGCCGUCCACUCAGCACACCGAGAAUACAUAGCCUGUAUUAUCCUGGGUGUGGUCUUCAUCCUCUCCUCCCUGUGCAUUAUGGGUAAGGCCAUCCACGACCUCGCCACCAAGCUGCUACCUGAAGUGGACGACUUCCUGUUCAGCGUGUCCAUCGUCAGCGGCCUCGUCUGCAUCAUCCUCGCCGUGAUCAAGUUCAUGCUGGGCAAAGUGCUGACGAGCCGCGCCCUGAUCACUGACGGAUUUAACUCCCUGGUGGGCGGAGUCAUGGGCUUCUCCAUCCUCAUCAGCGCCGAGGUGUUCAAGCACGAGCCCCAGGUGUGGUACCUGGACGGGACAAUAGGCGUCCUCAUAGGCCUCAUCAUCCUCGCCUACGGAGUCAAGCUGCUGCUGGACAUGGUCCCCCGGGUUCGACAGACCAGGAACUACGAGCGUUUUGAGUGACGGAGCGCAGAGGAACAGACGGAGGGAGAAGAGG